Molecule: messenger RNA, 3623 nt
Organism: Carcharodon carcharias (great white shark)
Lineage: Eukaryota; Metazoa; Chordata; Chondrichthyes; Lamniformes; Lamnidae
Gene: paqr7b
Product: progestin and adipoQ receptor family member VII, b
Exons: 3
Coding region: 263-1321 (352 amino acids)
Biological process (GO): response to steroid hormone
Cellular component (GO): plasma membrane
Molecular function (GO): nuclear steroid receptor activity; steroid binding
Source: RefSeq, a predicted model, not a curated record
AACACGGUGUUGCAGAUUGGGGGUGGGGAUAUAGUGUGUCAAGCGGCGGAGAAGUAGCGAGCUGAUCAGCAUCCAGGCCGAGAUAUCGUAGGAUACGCCCUGAACGGUACCGAUAGCACCCAACAAUUAGAGGUGAAUGUCUUUUCGGAAACACCGGCGGCAGCUUUCGGCGAAGGUGAUGUUCAGACUGAACUCUGCGGCUGGCAAGUGAUAGGGUUUCCAAUAAAUCGGUACCAGAUCUUGUAACAACCCCAGUGUUACCAUGGCAACAGUUGUGAUGGAACAGAUUGGCAGACUCUUCAUUAAUAUCCAGCAGAUCCGUCAGAUCCCUAGCCUGGUGGAGCAGUCCAUUCCCAGCCUGCCAUGCACAGUGAAGGAUUGUGAAGUGCCGCAGAUAUUCCGGGAGCCCUAUAUCUGCUCGGGCUACAGGCCCGUGGAGCAGAGCUGGCGUUACUACUUCUUCACUUUGUUCCAGCGGCACAAUGAAUCUGUCAAUGUUUGGACCCACCUGAUUGCUGCACUGGUCAUUGUCCUGAAACUCCAGGAGCUGUCCCAGACAGUGGACUUCUUCUCUGACCCCCAUGCACUACCACUAUUGAUCCUCUUCCUGUCUGCCUUCACCUAUUUGACUUUCAGCUCCUUGGCCCAUCUAUUACAUUCUCGCUCAGAAUUUGCUCACUACUCCUUCUUUUUCUUGGACUAUGUUGGUGUGGCCAUCUAUCAGUAUGGUAGUGCUUUGGUCCAUUACUACUACUCUGCUGAAGAGGAGUGGUACCACAUCAUCAAAACAUUCUACCUCCCGAUGGCUACUACAUUGGCUUGGAUGUCCUGUAUAGGAUGCUGCUACUCAAAAUCCAAUGCCAAAGUACUGCAACCCAGGACACGCAAACUCUAUCAGGUAGUGCCAGCAGCGCUGGCCUAUGUGCUGGACAUUAGCCCUGUGGUACACCGGAUAUACAAUUGCUAUUCCUCUGGUUGCACUGACCCCACCAUUUGGUAUCAUGCAGGCCAGAUCAUCUUCUUCCUCAUAAGUGCUCAUUUCUUCUCUUGCCCUCACCCUGAGAAGUGGUUCUCGGGAAAGUGUGACAUUUUCCUGCAGGGGCACCAGAUUUUCCAUGUGUUCAUGGUCUUGUGCACCCUGGCCCAACUGGAGGCUGUCCAUUUGGAUUACAAACACAGGCAGCACUUCUACCAGGUUUUUCACAGGGACUCCACAUGGUCUGUGGUCACCAGUUUUGUGCUGAUCAUCUCCUCCAGCAUUGCCACAGCGGUUUACAUGAGGCACCUCGUCAAAAUCAAACUUGGCCACAAGGAGAAAUGAAGUCUGCCGCUUCUCAAUCUUGUAUAAUCUUCGUCUUCAAUGCACCAUCUAUUUGGGGGUUCGGUGUGGUUGGGGGUGGACAGAAGGGGAAAGAUGGCCAUACCUUCCACUUGGCAGCAUGGCCAGGAUUUUUAAUCAUGGUUCGAACUUGGCAUCAAUGUUUUUUGCAGUGGGACAGGCAGCAAUUUUGGAAAACAUCAAGCAUGUGCACAGAAUUAUCAUUGUAAAUGCUGAUGAUCUUGUAUCUUGUGCAGUACACUCAACUUCAGAUGUUGUGAAUUCAUUUGGAUAGCACUGGUUCAAGCUACAUUUUCCAUAGUAAACAGAUUUGCUCAACAGGUGUUGCUGAGUAGAGUUUAGAUGAUUGCCUUUUGACUUUGGGUAUUGUUCAAUAUGCCAAUGCUUAAACAUGAAUAUAGAAAACAAUGGACCAUUUAACUCAUCAACCAUUCCUUCGCCUGUUCACUUAUUUGUUUCCUUUUUUUGCAGUGUAGUGUUCACAAUUUUCAAUAGUCCAAAGCUAAAUAUUCCUAUACUGUACUAUUUGGCUGUUACCGGUUGCCUGAUUCAUAACAUGUACCAAAAGCUAACACUUCGGAUUGGGCAGGAAUGCAGUACAUUAUAAUGUCAUGGAGCUUGUGCUGACCUGUGUGUGAUAAUUCCUGUCCACUGCUCAAUGGUACCAUUUUAGUUGUGGAAAUGAAGUAUUGCAGCAAAACAGCCUGACAAAAUCAGUGCAUCUCAUUUCUCUUCCUGGACAUUUCUGACGUUUCAACUCCAUACCAGUACAUCCCAUUCAGCCCCUCAUCAGCUGAAUGGAGACUUCUCAGUGAAGUUGUCCACCAUAUUGACGUCAUUGCAAGCUCAGCUGAUGUAAUAUCAGCACCAAGGGAAGAAAGGAAAUUUCCUGGUAUGAGUCAUUAAAUUUCUACACAAUUGAUUUGAAAAUCCUCCAAAAGUAGGUGUGCAGUUUGCUAGGUGUUAUUUAGAUGAUGUUUUCUGCCACUGGUACCAGAUAUCUUUUACAAAACAUAUUGUUUGAUUGCACUGCUACAAUAUUUGAGCCACUUUGGGGAAGGAAGAAGAACAAACUUGCAUUUAUAUAGUACCUAUCAUUACCCCAUGAUAUCCCAUUGCAUCCAAUAAAAUAUUUUAGUGAAGUGUAGUAACUGUGUAGUAACUAAUAAAUUAGCAAAUACAGCACCCAACUUGUGUACCACACAAGAAAUAUUAUAAUGACCAGAUAAUCUGCUUUGGUGAUGUUCGUUGAUGAAUUAAUAAUAGCCAAGACACUGGGGCGAGCUCCUUUCUCCACUUAGAAAUAGUGCGAUGGGAUCUAUUAUGACAGCCUGAGAGGGCAGACAAGGUCUUGGUUUAACAUUUCAACUGAAAGAUGAUAUCUCGACAGUACAACACUACUUCAAUACGGAAUUGGGAGUGUUGAUUUAAAUGUUCUGCUUAAGUCUCUGGGAUAGGGCAUGAACCUAUGGUCUCAUGACCCUAGCAAAAGUGGUACCCACUGAGCCUCUGGUGAUGAGGGCAGCCUGUGAGCAGGUUGAAGAUCUAACAGCAUUGCAGUCAGAAAACCCCACACCGGAUAUAUUACGCUUGUUAUUGGACAAAUAGAAUGAGAGAGGGAGGCCAGUUAGCUCAGUAGGCUAGCUGGUUAGCAUGUGGUUCAGAGUAACAACAACAGCAUUCUGGCUGAAUUAGACUUGGGGCCUGCCUCUUGGUCCUGCCUCUGGGAGUGGGAGGUAAGUGGCAAAGCACCACUGACAAAAACUGGCUCAGGGUGAAGCAUCAGCAGACAAUGAGCCAAGGAGCUGGCUUUGGGAAGCGUACACAUGAAUGAAAGUGAGUGGGUGAUCAUAAAGAAGAAAUUAUGGCUACAGCAAAUGGACCCUUUAUUGACUGAGCAUGAACUGUCAUUUGUGUUGAGUGUUGAUGAGUUUUCUAAGGGGAAUCAAUCUAGUUGAUAUUGUCUUCAGUGGCAACUUAAAGCUGAAAUGCUCCUUAUCAGUUCCUUCUUCCUCAAUGCAUUUUUUUUUGUGCUCGAUCCACACCCCUGCUGCUCUUGGAUAGUAAGGUGAAAUUUUUUUCAUUCAUGGGAUGUUGGUGUCGCUGGCUAGGCCACUAUUUGUGUGGUUAGAAUCUUCCUCUAAUGGGCACUUGAGGGAGAGAAGGUGGUGGGGGCAGUGGAGACACACAGAUGGAGACAGUUUUGAUGAAGUGGAGUUAAUUUUUCAAUCUGUACAUAUCACCCUAAAAUAAAAAUGGGAUCAUAUCUCUUUCAGUCUAUAAA